Messenger RNA from Ictalurus furcatus (blue catfish), 5660 nucleotides. It is a transcript of the gene c4b, whose product is annotated as complement 4B (Chido blood group). The transcript is spliced from 40 exons. Lineage: Eukaryota; Metazoa; Chordata; Actinopteri; Siluriformes; Ictaluridae. The record is from RefSeq and is a predicted model, not a curated record. Gene Ontology annotation, biological process: complement activation. Gene Ontology annotation, cellular component: extracellular region. Bases 16 to 5106 code for a protein of 1696 amino acids. Gene Ontology annotation, molecular function: protein binding; endopeptidase inhibitor activity.
AACACAUGUUUUUGCAUGACUGAAAUUCCUUUUGAAUAUGUUAGAUUCCUGGUGACGGCUCCCAGCAUUAUUCAUGUUGGUGUGAAGGAAAAGGUGUCAGUCCAGGUUGGGGAGGGACUGCUGAACAAACCUGUGACCUGUUACUUAGAGCAGGAGGUGGGACGUGUUGUUGUGUCAAAGCACGAGACCGUACGGAUCACUGAGAAAGGAAAAAUUGAAACACUAGAGCUUGAGAUCUCAACAGACAAAAUUGCAGGCUUAAUAUCGGCCAAUGGAGAGCCACCAUAUCUCAAUCUGGUGUGUGAUGUUGGUGAAAUUAAGAGAAAGACUCGGGUGUUGGUGUCCCAGCACAGAGGCUACAUCUUCAUUCAGACAGACCAGCCCAUGUACAACCCCACACAGAAAGUUCGGUACAGGAUUUUUACUCUGGAUCAUGCCAUGCGGCCGAUAUCCGAGAUGAUAGAUAUUAACUUAAUUAAUGCAGAAGGGAACACGAUCAAGAAAAUGCGUAUCAGGUCCAAAUUAGGCAUUUACAGCAAGGAUUUCUAUAUUCCUGAUGUUUCACAACCAGGUGUGUGGAAGAUCAAAGCUUACUACAGAGGUGAUGAGAAGAGUGCUACUAUUCAGGAAUUCAAGGUUCAAAAGUUUGUCCUUCCUAGUUUUGGUGUAACCAUCAAGCCUGAAACUGACCAUCUACUCAGGAGCGCUGAAAACUUUAAAUUCUCCAUUGAUGUUUCAUAUUCAUAUGGAAAGAAAAUCAGUGGUGGAUUUCACUGUCGCUUUGGGGUGAGAGCGGAGAAUACAGAUGGGCCAGAUGAAAUCACGUUCAUCAAGGGGCUAGAAAAAACUGGACCAGUAAGAAAUGGUGAAGCUGAAAUCACUCUUAAAAUCUCAGACAUCCUGGAGAAACUUGCAAAACUAAAGCCGGAAGCCCAGAAUGGAAUGAGGUUCUACAUUGCUGUUACUGUCACAGAUACCAUAAGUGGUGAGGUACAAGAGUCAGAAAUAUUACUUCCUAUGGUGUCACAGAAAUACAAAGUGGACCUGGACAGAACCAGAUCACACUAUAUUCCUAAAAUGCCUUUUGAAGUUAAGGUAGUGGUGCGUACUCCAAAUGGCCUGCCAGCUAAAGACGUUCCGGUGAAAAUGAGUGUAUCACACACCAAAGACAAAUCCAGAACUGCAAAUACAGACAAUGAGGGAGUAGCGUUUUCUGUUUUCAAUCUUGACGAAUCACCGCAAUCCAUUUCUGUUGAGGCAACCGUAGAUGGAUUUAAGUCAACAAAAGACAUAAGCAUUGCCACGUCCUCAAGCAAUGACUUCUUGCAGAUCAGUGCAAGCAAUAAUGUUUUGGCACCUGGAAAUCAGCUGAGUGUUAAGUUUGACGUUGUCAAUGGCCAACCAAAUGAUGGAUACAUUUACUACUUGGUCCUCAGCAAAGGUACUCUCAGAAAGUCAAGUUCUGUUGCAAUAGGAGAUGUAGCCACUGUCCAGCUCAACAUCAACCCUGACAUGAUUCCAUCCUUCCGCCUCAUUGGAUAUUAUUAUAACACACAUGGUGAAAUUAUAGCAGAUUCGAUCUGGAUAGAUGUCAAGGAUGUGUGUGAAGGAAAGGUUGUAGUGACAGAAAAGGAACAACAUGUUAAAAAUUUUUACAAUCCAGCACAAAGCAUUAAUCUUAACAUUGAUGUGGGAGACCAACAAGAUGCAAUAGUGGCAUUACUGGCUGUGGACAAAGCUAUCUACAGCCUGAACGCCCAAAACAAACUUACCCCAAAACAGGUGUUCUCCUCUAUGCAGUCUUAUGAUCUGGGAUGUUCGUAUGGUGGUGGUGAGAACACUGCUGCAGUAUUUAAUGAUGCUGGACUGACUUUCCUCUCUCACUCUUCAACUGUCAAGUCACAGAUGAGGAUAGGAUUUGGCUGUGAAUCAGGUUUCAGGCGGCAGAGACGUUCCAUAGAUGUCCAGAAAGAAUUGGCACAAAAAGAAACUGAGUACACAGAUGCAGUAUUGAAGAAGUGCUGCCGUCAUGGCCUAACACGGCUUCCAAUGAAGCUGAGCUGUGAGGAACGAAAGAAAAGAAUAAAUGCAAGUGACGAAUGUGAGGAGGUUUUCCUAAAAUGCUGCAACUUUGCUACGCAGCUGAGGGAAAAGAAGAAGCAGGAGGAACUAAAGAGUAGCUAUGGCAGAACUGCUAGUGCCAGUGAUAUUGAAAACUUUUUUGACAACGAGGUCCAAUAUAUCCGCCGCAGUUUCCCUCCCAGCUUUCAAUUUGAAGAGUUCAUUGUGAAUGGCCAAACUACAAAACUAAUCAUUCUCCCUGAUUCCAUCACUACCUGGGAGAUACAGGCUGUCAGUGUGUCUAGAUCGCAUGGUUUUUGUGUGGCCGAGCCUCUUGACAUACGUGCCUUUCAGGAGAUCUUUAUCUCUUUGCGUCUUCCCUACUCUGUCAGGAAGAAUGAACAAAUGGCCAUUGUUGUGGUCAUCUACAAUUAUGGCAAGAACGAAAGAGAGCUUGCCGUUCAUAUGAAACAAAUAGAUGGACUGUGUUCACCUGGGGCUUCAUCUACUGAUUCCUAUGUCAACAUCAGUUUGGCCAAAGGUAGCUCUGAGACAGUGACCUUUUCUGCUGUUCCUCUGAAGGAGGGUGAAUUCCCUAUCACUAUCCAACUUUAUGACAGAAAAUAUGAGUUGGGUGUCGAUGCCAUUCAGAAGACAUUGUUGGUGAUGAAUGAGGGAGUCCGUGUAAAACAAGAAGAAAGUAAAUUAAUUAACCUGAAUGGUAGAAGUGAAAACAUGUAUAUUGAUGGACGGUUACCAAAUGGUACAAUUCCUGACUUAGGUGGCAAUGUAUUUGUCAAAGUUGAAGAUGAGAUAUUUGGUACAGCAGCAGCUACACCCCUACUUACACCAAGCAGUGUGAAGAAGCUGAUCAAUGCCCCUCACGGUUGUGCAGAACAAACUAUGAUCAGGAUGUCCCCCACGGCUCUGGCCAUCCGUUACUUGGACUCAAACAACCGAUGGCUGGAACUGGAAGCUGAAAUGAGAGACAACGCUUUGGGCUACAUAGAGCAGGCCUAUGACAGGAUUUUGACAUUCAAAAAGCCUGAUGGCUCAUAUGGAGCAUGGACAACAUAUCCCACCAGUAACUGGCUAACUGCCCUGGUAGUGAAGGUGUUAUCCCUUGUGUCAGAGUGUGAGUUAUCAACAACUGAUGGCAGACAGAUCGUCUCACAACUCGAAAUUCGGCAUUCAGUCAAUUACCUUAUUGAAAAGCAGGGUGAAGAUGGGUCAUUUGCAGAUCCUAAUCCAGUCAUUCACAGAGAAAUGCAGGGUGGAAUUGGGGGUGUUGAACAAGAUGCCUCCCUCACUGCUUUCAUAGCCAUUGCACUUAAACGCUCCCUUCCUUUCUUGGACAAGGAAACUGAUUCUGUGAACAGUAGCAUCUCUCAAGCCACCGGAUAUCUCAGCUCUCGUGUUGAUGAACUACAGAGGCCGUUUUCUCUGGCUAUUACAACCUACUGCUUAUCAACUUGUCUGGAAGACAAGAAAGUGGCUUUGUCAGCUUGGAAGAGACUUAAAAGUCUAGCAAUAAAAGCUGGUGACUGUAAGGUGUGGAGGGAUAAUGAGGACAUGCGAUUGCUAGAUGAGAAGAAACAACACCUGGUUCCCUCAGUGGUGGCUCUUACAGUUGAGACCACGGCAUAUGCUCUUCUUACUGCUAUAGAACUUAAAGAUUUUGAAGAGGCAAAAUUGGCUGCCUGCUUCCUGACCACCCAAGAGAACUAUGAAGGCGGGUUCAAAUCCACACAGGAUACAAUUAUAGCCUUGGAAGCGCUCUCGGAGUAUGCAACGCGUUUACCCCCAGUGCCCUUAAAUAUAAUCAGUGUGCAGUUCACCAGUCGGAACAGGAAUGAAAAAGAAAGUUUGGUCUUGAACAAGAAAGGCGAGAAAGUGGAGACUGAUUUAAAGAGACUGCUGGGAAACGACAUAAUUGCAGAGUUUUCAGGGAAUGGACAAGCAAAAGUAAAGGUGGUGAAGGCUUACUACGUCCCAGACACUUUCAGCGACUGUCGUCAACUGUCAAUAGAUGUGACAGUAAAGGGCAAAGUAGAGUACACAACUCAGGUAACAGAAAACUAUGACUAUGACUACAGUUACGAUGAUCCGAAGGGAAGGAGGGAGGAGGAAGACUUCCCUCAAUCAGCCAUCGAGUGGUUCGAUGCACGCACAAGGCGCAGACGGGACACCCAGCAGAGCCAGAACUCUGAUGACAUAGUCAAAUACGAAGUGUGCAUCAGUCACUCCCUGAAGCAGAAGCUCACAGGCAUGGCUAUUGCUGAUAUCACAUUACUCAGUGGCUUUGAGCCUAAAACCGAGGAUCUGGAUUUGUUAAAGGACGCAGAAACCCCGUACAUAUCUCACUAUGAGUUUGAAAAUGGAAGAGUCCUGUUAUAUUUUAAUAAGAUAUAUAAUGGCCAUGAAUGUAUUGCAUUUGAAGCUGUACAAAAGGUACCAAUAGGUUUGCUGCAGCCUGCUCCUGCUACCAUCUAUGACUAUUAUGAACCAGAAAGAAGAUGCACUGUGUUCUAUGCAGCCCCAAGCAGGAGCAAGAGGGUGUCUGCACUGUGCUCUAAUGAAGUGUGUCAGUGUGCUGAAAGGGCCUGUUUCAAAGAAAAACAACAAUCAAGUAUCCGAGAGGAAGACCGCUUCAGACAUGCUUGCUACCAGCCUGUAGCAGAUUAUGGCUUCAUUGUCACUGUGAAAUCUGUAGAGGAUAAGAAAACCUUUGACUUUUACAACACCCAAGUGACUACGGUUCUCAAAUUCAAUGGAGAUGUCAGUGUGGAUGAAGGUAAGACUCGAUUUUUUGCCAAGAGGAAACAUUGUAAGAGUCAACUGAAACAAGGAGAGACUUACCUUAUCAUGGGCAAAGAUGGCUCUACUACUGACCUCAAUGGACAAAUGCUGUACCUCUUAGAUUCACAUACAUGGGUGGAGCAGAAGCCUUCCAAGGAGAAAUGUGAAGCAACAAAUAUGAAGUUAUACUGCAAGAAAUUUAAAGAGUUCCUAAGAAAAUACCAACUUGAAGGCUGCUCCCAGUAAUUAAGUCAAUCAGUGACAAAAUUAUGGUACAGUAAGUACACCUGAAUGGAAUUACAAUAGUACAAAUUGAUUGCAUGUUGGGGACAAACUUGUUUCUGUCACUGAGAAUCUGCUCCAACAUCCAAAAGUCUAGAAGUUAGCACACUCUUACCAGAUAGAAAUGGUAGCAUAAAAUAUAUAUUACUCUCUCCUGACUCAGAAGGAAAGACUUGUUUGGAAACCUCAAUUAUUUUCUACACUUUUCAACAUAAAUGACAAGCAAUUGCUACUAAUUAUUUUUAGUAUAUACACCUUUUAGGCAAAUUUUAUAAAUAUAUUCUACUUAAUGUGCUUUUAUUGAUCUUGUGUAAUGCACGGUCAGUUACAUAUAGUAUAUAUCAUCUUGUUAUUUUUGCAUCUUUGCUGCUGGCUUUUGCAACAAAUCGUAUGUUGACUGACAGUGAAAUUCUCUAAAGGCUUCUCAGCUCUGUUUAUUUAGAGACUUAAGAUAUGUACAGAUCGUUUGCUCUUAUAAAAUCUAAUAUGGUCCCCCAAAUAAAAUACUUAACCUAAAA